Biomphalaria glabrata is the source of this 987-nucleotide messenger RNA. Its product is annotated as thyrotropin-releasing hormone receptor-like. Lineage: Eukaryota; Metazoa; Mollusca; Gastropoda; Planorbidae. The record is from RefSeq and is a predicted model, not a curated record. Gene Ontology annotation, molecular function: G protein-coupled peptide receptor activity. Gene Ontology annotation, cellular component: membrane. The transcript has a single exon. Bases 1 to 987 code for a protein of 328 amino acids.
AUGGACACAGGAGGGGAGAUAAUUAGCAACUUCGCCAGGACUGUGAUUGUCUUUGUCAACCACAUGAUUUUUGACAUGUGUAUAUGUGUCUGUGGCAUUGCUGGCAAUUGUCUAAGUAUUACGGUAUUCUUAAAGCAAGGACUGCGUACGUCUGUGAACUUGAGUCUGUUCGCCAUGUCUGUCUCAGAUCUCAUUGGUCUAACUUUUCAAGUCUGGCACAACUUUUGUUUGAACCCAUACCUGGAGCAGUCGGGCUUACCUGUUGACUUCUUGGAUGUCCAGGUUUUAACAGCCGGGUGUCCAAACGUGGCCAUGACCCGCAUCACCAGCUGGAUCACCAUGUACAUCACAGCUGAGAGAUGCCUCUCUGUGCUGACACCAUUUAAAGUAGGACGCAUCAUUACGUACGAAAGGAGCGCGGUUAUUCUUCUCUUCUGUUACGGCAUCAACUUGACGUUCUUCCUACCUCGCUACGCCUCUGAGUACCUAAGCCUCAACUUUGACCCGGAGCUGAACAUAUCGAGGCUGGGGAGGGCAGUGAGGGAGAACGAGACCGUCAUCGUUUUCUUAAUUAAUAUCUCGCACGUGCACCUGUCAAUCCUCGCUUUCGUCGUGGUCAUCGUGAAUACCGCCAUUCUGGUGGUCAGUUUGAAAAGAAAGUCCGAGUGGAGAAAAAACGCCACCCGUAGCCAGAACGAGACGCUGUCCAACCGAGAAAAGAAAACUGUAAUGCUGGUCAUCUCGGUGGCCACCGUUCUAAUCGUCUGCUACGCCCCUGGGGUCACGUGCGCCUUCUUAGAAAUCUUAGUCCCUGAUUUCACUUUUUAUGGGAAACAAGAAAAUGUGUACCACGUGAUCUGGUCCUUCUGCUUCCUGUUCAACUCUAUCAACGCAAGCAUCAACGUCUUCGUUUAUUACAAAAUGAGUUCUAAAUAUAGAAACACGUUCCAAGAGAUCUGCCCACGUCUAACUGGCAAAACAAAAUAA